CUGUGACUGUAGUACCGUUAAGUUUCUCUUUCCCUUUUGUCCAUUCGGGGUUUCGUUUUAUUCUCUUCCUCGGUUCCCUUCUCCUUUGUCACCACUUUCUUUCUCUUCGUCUUCUCUGCGAAUUUGAUAUUCUGAUCGGUCAACAUGGGAACCAAGUGCAAAAUCUUCAUUGUUACUCUAUUGCUGUCGUUUCUUUUCUUCCCUUUGGUCUUCUCUGCUGCUUCUUCGGAUGGAUUGAUUAGGAUCGGACUGAAGAAAAGAGCAUUGGAUCAAAACAACCGGCUUGCUGCCCGACUUGAGUCUGAAGAAGGGGAAUCCUUAAGGGCUUCUAUCCGGAAAUAUCACCUCCGCGGUAACCUUGGAGACUCCGAGGACACUGACAUAGUUGCUUUAAAGAACUACAUGGAUGCUCAGUACUUCGGUGAGAUUGCGAUUGGGUCUCCCCCUCAGAAAUUCACUGUCAUAUUUGACACUGGUAGUUCAAAUUUGUGGGUGCCGUCUGCCAAGUGUUACUUUUCGGUUGCUUGCUAUUUCCAUUCCAAGUACAAGUCAAGUCAGUCGAGUACCUACAAGAAGAAUGGGAAACCAGCUGAGAUUCAUUAUGGGACUGGAGCUAUUUCUGGUUUCUUCAGCCUAGACCAUGUCAAGGUCGGUGACCUUGUGGUCAAAGAUCAGGAGUUUAUUGAGGCAAGUAGAGAGCCGAGUAUCACAUUUCUGGUAGCCAAGUUUGAUGGCAUACUUGGACUUGGAUUUAAAGAGAUCUCUGUUGGGGGUGCUGUGCCUGUGUGGUACAACAUGGUUGAUCAAGGGCUUGUUAAGGAACCUGUUUUCUCAUUUUGGAUUAACCGAAACACAGAAGAGGAAGAAGGUGGUGAAAUCGUGUUUGGAGGGGUUGAUCCUAAUCAUUACACGGGUGAACACACAUAUGUACCUGUGACUCAGAAAGGCUACUGGCAGUUUGACAUGGGCGAUGUCCUUAUCGAUGGCAAGUCAACAGGAUUCUGCACUGGUGGUUGUGUGGCAAUUGCUGACUCUGGAACAUCGAUGUUGGCUGGUCCAACGACCAUUAUUACCGAAAUCAAUCAUGCAAUUGGAGCUUCUGGGGUUGUUAGCCAGCAAUGCAAGACUGUUGUUGCUCAAUAUGGACAGACUAUAUUGGACUUAUUGUCAGCAGAGACGGAUCCCGCGAUGGUAUGCUCCCAGAUUGGCUUGUGUACUUUUGAUGGAACUCGAGGUGUCAGUGGUGGCAUUGAGAGCGUUGUUGAUGAGAAGAAUGGUGGCAAGUUAUCUGGUAUUGGUCAGGAUGCUGCUUGCAGUGCCUGUGAAAUGGCUGUUGUAUGGAUCCGGAAUCAGCUUCAACGGAAUGAAACGCAGGAUUACAUAUUGAAUUAUAUCAAUGAGCUUUGUGAACGGUUGCCUAGUCCAAUGGGAGAAUCAGCUGUUGAUUGUGAUCAACUUUCUUCGAUGCCUCCUGUUUCUUUUACCAUUGGUGGCAAAACAUUCAACCUGACACCAGAGCAGUACGUCCUGAAAGUUACUGUGGGAGAUGUAGCCCAGUGUAUUAGUGGAUUUACAGCUUUGGAUGUGCCACCUCCCCGUGGUCCUCUCUGGAUAUUGGGAGAUGUCUUCAUGGGCCGCUACCAUACAGUCUUUGAUUAUGGCAAUCUGAGAAUUGGUUUUGCAGAAGCGGCAUAGAGGCAUAGACAAGAUGCUGGUGGCUUUGUAAUUAUGUUAAAACCCUUAUGAACACCUUACACAUUUUAUGGUUUUUCUGUAGUAGUUGUCCGGGUGGAAGGCAGUAGCCUAAAAAAGGAUAUAUGAAUGUAAAUAUUUCUGGGUGUGAUCUUUACCCUACACUAUAUAAUAGACGGUGGUGCAUACUUUCCUGUCUUUAAAA
This is a messenger RNA of Macadamia integrifolia, 1897 nucleotides long. Its product is annotated as aspartic proteinase-like. Gene Ontology annotation, molecular function: aspartic-type endopeptidase activity. Bases 145 to 1695 code for a protein of 516 amino acids. The record is from RefSeq and is a predicted model, not a curated record. The transcript is spliced from 14 exons. Lineage: Eukaryota; Viridiplantae; Streptophyta; Magnoliopsida; Proteales; Proteaceae. Gene Ontology annotation, biological process: lipid metabolic process; proteolysis.